UGGAAUAAUGAAAUGGAAUUUAAAAUGAGAUUCAGAAGCAGUUAAUCGCUUGCAAGUUUCCUCUGGAUGUAUCCCAGUCCCUCUUGGCGCAGUAAUGUCCCAACGGAACCAUGAUACGAAACGCAAUUGCCCGAAAACCUGCGCAGGUGGUCUUGGUAAGGUUGUUCAGCAACCAACCCCAACCGGCGCACAACAGUGCCGCCAGUGAAACACCGGAUCCAGAAUGGGUCAACGCACAGCCGUACGAGAGUAUCCCCGGGCCGGGAUCCAUCCAGAUGCUGAGAAACUUUGCACCGGGUGGUCGUUACUACAACCUAACGAUGCCGGAUAUGAUGCAGGCUCUGAGAGAUGACUACGGAGAUCUUUACCGAUUGCCGGGAACGUUUGGGCGUCACGAUAUGGUGGCCACCUUUAAGCCGGAUGACUUUGAAACCAUUCUACGAACCGAAGGUCAGUGGCCGAUACGGAGGGGCCUCGAUAGCUUGGCGUACUAUCGACAGAAGGUGCGACCGGAGGUGUUCAAGGGCAUGGGAUUGGUUACCGAGCAAGGAGAAGAAUGGCAGCACUUCCGAACCAUUGCUAAUCCAGUGAUGUUGCAGCCGAAAACUGUUCAAUUGUACGUCGAUAAGCUGGAUGAGGUGGCUCAAGACUUCAUGAAAAUAAUCCCAAAUCUACGUGACGCCAAAAAUGAGAUGCCUGCCGAUUUCAAUCAGUGGAUCAAUCGAUGGGCUUUGGAGAUGAUGGGCGUUCUUGCGCUAGAUACAAGACUAGGCGUAUUGGAAGCCGAUCAACCUGCAGAGGCGAAAGAAAUGAUAAGGUUGAUUCGAGAAUUCCUGGAGCUCUCAUAUCAGUUGGACAUCGUUCCAUCGGUUUGGAAAUACUACAAGACCCCAACGUUCAACAGAUUGAUUACUGUACUGGAUGGAAUUACUGAUAUCAUCAAAGCGAAGGUGGACGCUGCUGUAACCAGAUUGGAGAAAAAUCCUUCCAAAUCGAGCGAUGCUAUGAGUGUAUUGGAGAAACUGUUGAAGGUUGACAGAGAUGUAGCCGUAAUCAUGGCCUUUGACAUGCUGCAGGCCGGAGUUGAUACGACUUCGUCCGGAACGAUUAGCAUAUUGCACGCUCUAGCUACGAAUCCGGAGAAGCAAAAUAAGCUUCGUGAGGAAAUCCGAGCGAUUCUUCCGGAUAAAAAUUCUCCUCUUACUCCGGAUAACAUGCGCAAUCUUCCUUACCUGAGGGCUUGUAUCAAGGAAGGUCUCCGGAUUCAGUCACCGAUUGUUGGAAAUGUGCGCACAGCCGGAAAAGAUCUUGUACUUCAAGGAUACCGCAUUCCGAAAGGUACUGACCUCCUUAUGCCCGCGAUGACCCUGUACAAAGAUGAGCGUUACUAUGCGCGGGCUCAGGAAUUCCUUCCGGAACGUUGGCUCAAGGAGUCGGAUUCGGAGCAGGUGCCCAGUGCCAAGAGUGCCCAUCCAUUUUUGUUCCUGCCUUUCGGAUUCGGACCGCGUACUUGCAUAGGGCGUCGAUUGGCCAUGAUGGAGAUGGAAAUAUUCCUGGCGCGUGUUACGCGACAAUUCGAGUAUCGCUGGAACCAUGGCCCGUUGAAGAUUAUAACAUCGCUCAUCAACGCGCCGGCUAAUGAGCUGCGCUUCGAGAUGAAGGAAGUUGUUGAUUGAGAAGGCGGAAAAUUGCGUUGCUAUUUUCGAGUGUGAUUUUCAUUCUUGUCAUUAAAGUUUAAGUACUAUAGCAAGC
This is a messenger RNA of Uranotaenia lowii, 1752 nucleotides long. RefSeq names its product cytochrome P450 CYP12A2-like. Bases 111 to 1676 code for a protein of 521 amino acids. NCBI's taxonomy places the organism in Eukaryota, Metazoa, Arthropoda, Insecta, Diptera, Culicidae. The record is from RefSeq and is a predicted model, not a curated record. The transcript has 8 exons. Gene Ontology annotation, molecular function: heme binding; iron ion binding; monooxygenase activity.